GCGCGCGCCCCCCGCCGCCUGGCGCGUCCCUCCAGCCGCGCUCGCGCCCUCCUUCUCCUGCUGCGCUCCCGGCUCUGGCCGCGCGCGGGCGGCGCUCCGCAUUGCACACGCGGGGGGCGCCGCAGUGUUCGUGGGAUGGGGCAGCGGGCUGCCUCUGGCGGCAGGGACGCGUGCAACCCGGGUGCAGGCCCUCUCUCAUCGCCUCGAGUGCCCACUUUGAGGCCCUCUGUAUGAGUGACACGCCAGUCUGCCAUGGAGCCUAGCCCUGCUCUGGCCUGGCUCCUGCUGCUGAGCCUGCUGGCCGACUGUCUGAAAGCUGCUCAAUCCCGAGACUUCACAGUGAAAGACAUAAUCUACCUCCACCCUUCAACCACUCCAUAUCCUGGUGGAUUUAAAUGCUUCACCUGUGAGAAGGCAGCAGACAAUUAUGAAUGCAACCGCUGGGCUCCUGACAUCUACUGUCCUCGAGACACCAGAUACUGCUACACUCAGCACACCAUGGAAGUCACAGGAAACAGCAUCUCUGUCACCAAGCGCUGUGUCCCACUGGAGGAGUGCUUAUCCACGGGCUGCCGAGACUCAGAGAAUGAAGGCUACAAGAUCUGCACCUCUUGCUGUGAAGGAAAUAUCUGUAAUCUGCCGCUCCCUCGCAACGAGACUGAUGCCACGUUUGCCACAACGUCACCUAUAAAUCAGACAAACGGGCACCCACGCUGCGUGUCAGUGAUCGUGUCCUGCUUGUGGGUGUGGCUCGGACUCACUUUAUAGCAUCCCUUUCCACCAAACAUAGCCCUUGUGGGUGUCCCUGUGGCCCGCAGUCAUGCAUGAGUCAUCAGCCUGGCAGGAGCGACAGAAUGCGACCACAGCGCCCCGGACAUCAUCACUGCCAGGCAUUCGCAUUGCCAUAAAGAACAAGCGUUGCUUCAAUGCUGUCAUUUCCAGCCUAACCAAGACCCCAUCUAAGUCAGCCUGUCCCCAUACAGACCCUGAUUUCUAUACCACAAAUCUGCGGUUUUUGCUCCAAGAAAGAGUUCUGCAUUUAUGGAUAUCUGGGUUCUUGAUCCCGAAGCCAUGCGUGAGCAGCGGGAGAAAGAACAAUGGAUACAGGUGGUGUAAAAUUUCAGGAAAAGGAAAGACCCCCUAGCUUAAUUCAAAUCACAGCUUCGCCUGUGGCUUUAGAAUUUUGAAACUUUAAAUCCAAAAAUAAAACGGAAUAGUUUCUUUGAGAUUCUGAUGGAGUCCCUAAAAGAGCAGCAAGGACUUGGCUCAGUUUUGUUCCCCCAGCCUCCUUAUCCUAACGUAGGGAAACACGCUCCUGCUGCUCUUUGUAAGGGACAAAAAAAAAGGCAAUUAAAGUUUGUUGUAUUUGUAGAGGUGACGAGAGAAAGAUUUCAUGAUGAAAUGAGCGCCCACAAGAGGAAGUUUAUCCCUUCUUGUAACUGGAGGAGAGCUUGGCUCUGCCCUGAGAACUAAUUCUACUUCCUGAGUUCCUGGAUCCCAGCUGGGCCAGGAGCAUCUACAAAUUCGCGAAGUACGGUGGGGUUGUUUUCUCCACGUGCUCCAUUCCAUUCAGGUAUCGCUGAUCUAGUCAGAGAGAGGACGUCAGAAUAAAAGAACGCUUUGUGGGGCUGGAGAGAUGGCUCAGAGGUUAAGAGCAUUGACUGCUCUUCGACAGGUCCUGAAUUCAAUUCCCAGCAACCACAUGGUGGCUCACAACCAUCUAUAAUGAGGUCUGGUGCCCUCUUCAGGCCUGCAGAGAUACAUGGAGGCAGAACACUGCAUACAUAAUAAAUAAAUACAUAAUCUCCAAAAAAAAAAGAAAGAAAGAAAGAAAGAAAGAAAGCUUUGUGGAGGUGAGUCCUACUUCAUUGUGAAGGCCCAGAAACGGCUCAGCAGAAUUCUCUCACUGUCCAUAGUAUUGGCUACCAAAGAGCCCUCUCCUUCCCAAACCAAGUGACUUUAGGGAGAAAGUGCUGAAUUAAAUUAUUGGUAGGUCAAUAAGGUAAGAACACUUCUGUGCUAGGAUGAGAGGAAGAUGGAUCAUAAGUGACGUAGUAUUUGCUUCUCUCAGGUGCUGCCUUUGGAGUAGAAAAGGUUUUCGUCAUCCUUCAUGUAUUUUUUUUUAAAACCUAAAAACUACAUUGUUUUUUUCUUUUGCCAUGUAAAUUCUUUAAAUGACAUUUAUUUUUGUAUGGUAUAAACUAGAAACUAAACUAUAUUUCAAAAAAUGCUUUUUUUUCCCCCUGAACAAAAUACGAAAUUAGAACGCUUGUUUUAAACAAUGGUAGAGCUUAUCAUUCAUUUAUGGAGAGUUAUCAAUGAGCCUUGCACCAAUGCUAAAAAAAAAAUGUUCAUUUUCUGUGAGCAUGAGUUGUAUGUUCGCCUCAAGGGUUUUACUCGUGGUUUCCUCAGAAGCGUUGUUCUGGAAAUAUUUGCGUGGAGACUAUCAUUGGUCCAAGUAUCUCUGCAGGGCUGUGGGUUAUGUUAGCAUGGAACUUGGCGGAGCAAAGCCCUGAUGAGGAGGACCGUGCUGUUAAGAUACAUGUGCCCUGCACAGGGAACUUUAGCUCAUAAAAUGAGACCCCCUCAGGGACCAAAUAUGAACUAACUCUGAUACAAGUGAUUGGAGUUGUAUCACACAGCCUUAAUUCAGAGUGUGGCAGGCUUAUCAAUUUCUUGCUUAUAACUGGGGAUGGGAGAGUCAGGAGAGAAAGGCACUUUGCUAAGCACUUUACGUAGUUAGGCCAUAUAACCCCCCAGAACUCUGAAAGGUACAGCACAUAUCUCUGCUUUACAGAUAAGGGUCCUGAGAUUCAGAGAUGUUUGAUAAAUGAAGCCUUUUCCUCCAGAUUUAGUGUCUGUGGGAUAUGACAGGUUUGAACAGAAAAGGAUGUGGAAUUUCUCUGCUAGGAAAACUUACAGGUCUGACUUCGUGGGAAUUGGCCCAUCUUGUCAUGUAGAACACAUCCUGCUAUCCAGGAUGACAUUUGCAUGUGUCCCCAGUCGAAACUUUAUCUUUGGGGAGUAAAGUGAUAGCUUCUUGAUUUAUCCCUCUGGUCAAAAGAGGAGACAGUUGAGCUUGCAUCUAAAGAUGCUUUAAGACAAUGGGAAUUUGAUGUUGUAUAUAACUAUAAGUACCAUUUAUUUUUAUGUGUGUGUGCAUGGUCACACUCCACCGAUAUUUUCCAAGUGCUGCAUGCAGUCUGAACGGGAGACAAGGAACUGAGCACAUUAGAGCCUACCUGGCUGGUUUCCAGGGAUAAGGUUCUCAAAGGUCCAGAUUGCCCACCGCCUGGGAAUUAAUUGCAGCCACUGUACACAUGUGCGGCACACAUCCCCAAUGCCUUUCAAAGUGGCUUUUGUUUAAUGCUCUCGAAAGAAUGUGAUUUGUUCACCAGCCCUCGCCUCAGAAAGCCAAGGAGGAGCCAUUCAUGUAGACUGUCCAGGACAAGUUAGCCAUCUGACUAUUCUGUCACUUUAAACUGUCCAUUCAACCUCACCAUUGGUGAUGGCUUGACAUGCCAAGAGCCAUGAUGUGUAUAUUAACCUAUAUGCCACAUAUUUAUUUUUAGACUCCCUUCAACAUCCAUGCCAAUAUGGGAUUAAUGCCUAAAUGUAAAUAUUGUACACUUUGUAAAUCAACGAAUAAAGAUUUUAAGUGUGUUUCAUCAG
Microtus ochrogaster (prairie vole) is the source of this 3672-nucleotide messenger RNA. RefSeq names its product LY6/PLAUR domain containing 6 (gene Lypd6). The record is from RefSeq and is a predicted model, not a curated record. NCBI's taxonomy places the organism in Eukaryota, Metazoa, Chordata, Mammalia, Rodentia, Cricetidae. Gene Ontology annotation, molecular function: acetylcholine receptor inhibitor activity. Gene Ontology annotation, biological process: positive regulation of canonical Wnt signaling pathway.